AUGUCGUACUUUACUUUCAUGCUUGGUAAUGAAACAACGGAAGAAUCUUCAGCAACGGACAGUGAAAUAGACACUCCUGUCAACCAACCACUUGCUGACGCCGACGGUAUGUCAUCUUUACCUCACACUCGUAAUUAUCCAACGUUAGAAGAGGCAACGGUAAUUGAUGUUGAUGUCCAGAUAUUUGCUGAAGACUAUUCUGACGAAACAUCUCAAAUCGAGUCAGAUGUUGAAACCCCUACAACCGAGGAAUCGAACGAUGAAGACGCAGUGCUACAUAAUGAGUUACCUGGCGAAGAAUCACUUAUGUCAAAGCUGGCUACGUGGAAAAUUGUAAAUCACAUUGAGUUCUCCGUGUGUGAUCAGCUAUUGAAGAUUUUGAAUCCAUACCACCUGAGCUUCCUCUGUUAA
Molecule: messenger RNA, 411 nt
Organism: Daphnia magna
Lineage: Eukaryota; Metazoa; Arthropoda; Branchiopoda; Diplostraca; Daphniidae
Exons: 2
Coding region: 1-411 (136 amino acids)
Source: RefSeq, a predicted model, not a curated record